Xiphophorus maculatus (southern platyfish) is the source of this 1229-nucleotide messenger RNA. Its product is annotated as ABC transporter F family member 4-like. The annotation marks the transcript as partial. Gene Ontology annotation, molecular function: sequence-specific DNA binding. The record is from RefSeq and is a predicted model, not a curated record. Lineage: Eukaryota; Metazoa; Chordata; Actinopteri; Cyprinodontiformes; Poeciliidae. The transcript is spliced from 4 exons.
UUUUUUAUCACCAUUUAAUAAAUAUCCAGCCUUUGCACCAACCGGCCUGUCCUUCCUUUUUUAAUUCUGAAAACCCUGUUUCUGUGUUCGCGUGCCACUCACAAUAUGGCGGACAGACACGUUCCCCUACUGAGCUCCGUCUUCCGGGUCGAAUGGAAGGAGGCACAACGCUUCCUGCUGCUACCAGAAGUAUCGUUGAUACGGGGUCAGGUUCUGGGCUCAGCUGGGUCCAGACUGGGACCAGUUCGUCUCCACAGAAUAUGGUUUGCUCCUGCGCUUUCCCGGGCUGCGCUAACAGAGCCAACUCCUGGUCGCCGUACAGGUUCCACCGCAUUCCGCUGGCGGACCUCCACCUCCGGAUGCUGUGGCUGUCGGUGCUGGGGAUGGAUGUCAACACGCCGCCAGCCGCGCUGAAGCAUCUCCGCGUCUGCAGCGCUCACUUCACGGAUGAUGAUUACAUCGGGAAGAGGGAGAAUAAUAAAGGACAGCUGCACCUGAAGGACCACGCGGUCCCAUCCGCCCAGCUUCCUGCAGAAUCUCUGGCAGCCGAUACUGACCCAGAGGUGAAAGGUCAAAGCGUCAACGACCCGCCUGUGUCCGUUCAGAAGCAAACCGUUACUCUGAAAAAACCGAGGACAUCGAAGCCUCCAAAACCUCAGGUGAAGAAUAAAGGAGCCCAGAAUGUCCUGUUGAUUCCUCGGGAUCCCCGCUGUGACGUCAUGAGGCGCUGGCAGCUUUCGGUUCGAGCUCGGCCGUCGUCAGACCCGGCGACGCAGGAAACAGACAGCGACUCCACGGACGCCGUAUCAGAACCGGGAACGUCAAAGGACGCCGGAGAUCAGAAGUCCGUUGGCGAAGCUUCGCCCGUUGUGUCCGACCACGGAGAGGACGGCAGCGGUGGUGAGAACGAGACGGCAAGUCAGGAGGCCAGAAACGACGAACUUAAAACCGACGAAUCUUCUUCAGAGGCCGCUUCUCCUCGCGAUGUGCUGAAAAUGGUUUACGUUGACGAAUCAGAGGAAAGCAAAGAAAAACCGGAGGAGGAAGAGGAGGAAACGACGGCGGGAGCAGACAUCAGCGAGAUGGACCCCACGACUUAUCUGAAAGAGGACGAGAAACAGACAAACUAUGAAAUAGAAGAGGAAGAUGAGAACAGGAAGGAGGAACAGGAGAACAGUAAGGAGGAAGAGGAGGAACAGGAGAACAGUAAGGAGGAAGAGGAGGAACAG